ACGAUAUACAGUAGAAUCCGUUUAUUAUGACGCCGGCUAUAGUGACCAACCGCUUAAUAUGACGCAAUUGCAGUGUUAAGUUUAGUUUUCAUAUAAAACUCCUUGUAACAUUGUUCGGAUAUAAUGACUUCGCCUAUAAUGACAUGUCGGUUUUUAUGACCUAAUUCGAAGAAUUUUUUUCGGUUAUAGUGACGGCUCGAUCGUUUUCGCUAACCAAUCCAUCCCUUUCCAUAGGACGUUGAAUACGUGAUAUAGGUACGCGUACCGACAUGUUCGUUUUUAAUUUUCAGUCUAGUCGAUACCGUUGAGAGGUAGCGUUGAUAGUGCCGAAAUGACAUCGCAACGUCGUAAAGCAUUCAGUAUUGAGGAGAAAGGUGCAAUUUUAGCCAGACUAGAAAAUGGAGAAUCCAAUUCAGCUCUCGCAAAAGAAUUUGGUGUCGGUCAUUCGACAAUUUCAAUGAUUUUGAAAAACAAGGACCGAAUCAAGGAAUCAUUCAAUUCAAAUGUUCUAAAACCAAAAAAGCUUCGGAAAUCACAACAUGAUAACAUUGAUCAAGCGUUAUUGCAAUGGUUCAAAAUCACAAGAAAUAAAGGAAUACCUAUCAGCGGCCCUAUGCUACAAGAAAAGGCCAAUGUUUUCGCCUCUGGUUUUGGCAACCCAAACUUUAAUUGCUCUGCUAGCUGGAUAAGUCGAUUCAAAGUAAGACAUAACAUUGUGUCGGGCAAAAUUGUCGGUGAAUCCUCGUCCGUUGAUCAGAGUUCCACAUAUAAUUGGCUGACGACUGUAUGGCCAAAUCUGCGAAGACAGUUCUCUAAUGAAGAGAUUUUUAAUGCAGAUGAAACAGGCUUUUUCUAUAAAUUAUUGCCAGACAGAACUUUAAAAUUUAAAGGAGAAAAUUGUUGUGGAGGAAAGUUAUCCAAAGAGAGAUUAACCGUCAUGGUAGCAGCAAAUCUCAGCGGCACAGUGAAAAAAAAAUUAUUUGUUAUUGGCCGAUCUCAAAAACCAAGAUGUUUCAGUAGUGUUAAGUCGCUUCCAGUUGAUUAUGCAAACAACCGUAAAGCGUGGAUGACGUCUGAACUUUUCGAGAGAUGGCUUCGAGAUUGGGAUCGCAACCUAGUGAAGAAGAAGAAAAAGAUUCUAUUGCUGGUUGAUAAUUGCCCGGCGCAUCCUAAUGUUACAGAUUUGAAAUCUAUAACACUUGCUUUCCUACCACCCAACACAACAUCAGUCUUGCAGCCAAUGGAUCAAGGAAUAAUAAGGUCUCUUAAAUGCAAUUUCAGAAAAAAUCUUGUGCUUAAAAUGAUUAAUGGCCUUGAUUGUAAUCAAAACAGUCCUAUGAAAAUAACAAUUCUUGAUGCAAUUGUUAUGAUUAAUGAUGCCUGGAAUAAGAUCUCACAAAGUACGAUUUACAACUGUUUCAAACAUGCAGGACUCAUUGAAACCUAUGACGAUUUACCAGUCCGAGAAAUAGAAGAAAACGAAUUUGAUGAUGAAGAUGAUUUACCCUUAUCUUUGUAGGUACGAAAUCUAAAUUCAGAUUUGUUACCAGCACCGGAAGUAUGGAAGGAUUAUGUUGACAUUGACAGCAGCCUUAUGACAUACGAAGAACCCACAGAUGAAAAUAUUGUCAAAAAUAUAACAGAAAAUGAGCAGUAUGAAAGUGAUGGAGAAGAAGAAAUCGAAGAAGAUCGAACGCCUACAGCAGAAGAAACUCUGAAAGCUGCAGACUUACUAUCGAAAUUUGUUCACAGUCAGAUGGAAAGUGAUAAUUUGAACUGGGCCAUGUCUACCUUGCAUAAUGGUAUUAGGAGCUUCUAUUAUAAUUGCAAGAAAAAACAGAUGCAAACUAAAAUUACAGAUUUCUUUAGUAAAAAAUAAAAAAAAAUUACAUAUUGUACAUAUUUAGUAUUUUUGUAAUAGACGAUGUUUUUUUAUUAUUUUUUUUUAUUAAAAGAAUCGUACAAUUAAGGGCCUUUUUUUCAAA
Molecule: messenger RNA, 1985 nt
Organism: Harmonia axyridis
Lineage: Eukaryota; Metazoa; Arthropoda; Insecta; Coleoptera; Coccinellidae
Product: tigger transposable element-derived protein 4-like
Exons: 1
Coding region: 332-1519 (395 amino acids)
Cellular component (GO): nucleus
Molecular function (GO): DNA binding
Source: RefSeq, a predicted model, not a curated record